Molecule: messenger RNA, 1409 nt
Organism: Fundulus heteroclitus (mummichog)
Lineage: Eukaryota; Metazoa; Chordata; Actinopteri; Cyprinodontiformes; Fundulidae
Gene: vps72a
Product: vacuolar protein sorting 72 homolog a
Exons: 6
Coding region: 205-1308 (367 amino acids)
Biological process (GO): chromatin remodeling; regulation of DNA-templated transcription
Cellular component (GO): nucleus
Molecular function (GO): ATP-dependent H2AZ histone chaperone activity
Source: RefSeq, a predicted model, not a curated record
UAGCGGUUAGCUCCAUAUUUGACUGAGUUUUUAUAUUGAAUAUAUCGUAAUUUACCUUUUUGUUGUAUUAGACCAAAGGGUGUUAGUAUAUUAUGAAAUAAGCAUGGUAACAAACAGACACAUUUAGUUUAUCAAAAGCAAAACGACUGCAAAACAACGGGCAGCACGAACAAAGGCUAAGGUUUGUUAGCAUUCCUCACAACUAUGACUCUGGCAGUUGGACGCGAACCCAGGAAGACUGCGGGAAACCGCAUGUCCAAACUCCUGGAUGCCGAAGAAGAGGAUGAGUUCUACAAAACAACCUACGGAGGGUUCAACGAUGAAUCGGGAGACGACGAAUAUCACGGAGAACACUCGGACACAGAGGACGAGGUGGACAGUGACUUCGAUAUCGACGAGGGCGACGAGCCAGACAGCGACCAGGAGGAAGACGCUCCCAAGAGGAAGAGUCGGGUUGUCACAAAAGCUUACAAGGAACCCAUCAAGGUGGCAAAACCCAAACCUAAAAAGCCCAACGAGGAGCAGAAGAGGACAGAGAAAACCAAAGUGGAGCUCAAAAGGAGAAUUCCUCUAGAGUUUCAAGAUUUUGCUGAACCUCGUAAGUCUGUGCGGCAGUCCACCAGUGAACACACGAGGAAAACAAACCUGCGCUUACAGGAGCGCCAGGAUGCUCCCCGGAGACGGAGAGGCGCCCACCGGGACCGACCCCUGACCCAGGAAGAACUGCUGGCAGAGGCUAAGAUCACCGCUGAGGUCAACAUCCGGUCUCUGGAGAACUACGAGCGUUUGGAAGCAGACAAGAAGAAGCAGGUCCACAAGAAGCGGCGUUUCGAGGGGCCGACCAUCCGCUUCCAUUCGGUCCUGAUGCCCCUGGUCUCUCACUCGCUCCUUAAAGAAGAAAACGUCGAUGUGGAGGGGCUGGAUCAGGACGUCUCUCAGACGGCACCACAGAACCCCCCCGCGACUUCCCAGCAGCCCACCGGAGGCCUGUGCUCCCGCACUUACGUAACGUUCAGCGACGACGAGGCCUUCGAGGCGGCCUUUCCCCCCAGCGCCCAGUCCGGCCCGCAGAUCCCGGUCCAGGAGGUUUGCCCCGUCACGCACAAGGCGGCGCUGUACAGGGACCCGGUCACGGACAUCCCUUACGCCAACGCGCGGGCCUUCCGCAUUAUCCGAGAGGCGUACCGCAAAUACGUGGCGGCUCACGGGUUUCCGAGUAGCUCGGCGGGAGCCGCGGGGGCGGACCCCUCUGCGAUGAAGGGGGUCCGCCAGAAGAUGGUCGUCAAGCAAAGCGGUGUUUCCGCAUAGGGAGCCGUCUCUUUUCUUCUUCUUUGUUCCCUACGGGAACAUCUACAGAUCAUUUGGUGACUGAGCAGAAGUUUUUCAUGUUGACUAAACUGUCUACAAAC